Heterocephalus glaber (naked mole-rat) is the source of this 1051-nucleotide messenger RNA. It is a transcript of the gene Mgmt, whose product is annotated as O-6-methylguanine-DNA methyltransferase. The record is from RefSeq and is a predicted model, not a curated record. Lineage: Eukaryota; Metazoa; Chordata; Mammalia; Rodentia; Bathyergidae. Gene Ontology annotation, molecular function: methylated-DNA-[protein]-cysteine S-methyltransferase activity. Gene Ontology annotation, biological process: DNA repair. Gene Ontology annotation, cellular component: nucleoplasm.
ACCCUCAUCCUGGUAUUUGGCUUCCUGGCUAAUUCUGACCCAGUGGGUCAAUAACACUUCAAGGAGUCUAGCUUCUCCAUCAGAGCUUUGGAGCUCAAAACCAGUUGGCAAGGACCCCCAAGUACUGCCACUACUGUAAACACCCUUCUGUAACCUCAGGGUUUGGUGUUGAGUUUCCUCUCGUGGAUGGCAGCAUGAAAUCCUGUUCCACUCAACUCAGGAGGUCCUGACUGCACAGGGAAGAAGUAGGAAGAAAGAAGCUGUCAGAGUACAAUUUCACCUGAGUUUUAUAUUACAGAAACAAAGGAUGAACCGAAUGGUCCUUGGCAGGAUGCCCAAGACCUGUGAGAUGAAAUACAAAAUGCUGGACAGCCCUUUGGGGAAAAUAGAGAUAUCUGGUUGUGAGCAAGGACUGCAUGGGAUAAGGCUGCUCCGCCAGAAGACCUUGAGCACAGACCCCGUGGAGGCCCCAGCAGUUCCUGAGGCUCUCAGCGGUCCAGAAGGAAUGACAGAGCCCCUGAUGCAGUGCAUAGCCUGGCUGGAUGCCUAUUUCCACAAGCCUGUGGCCAUCAAAGGACUCCCCUUGCCUGCUUUCCACCAUCCUGUGUUCCAGCAAGAUUCAUUCACCAGACAGGUGUUAUGGAAGCUGCUGAAGGUUGUGAAAUUUGGAGAAACGAUUUCUUACCAGCAAUUAGCAGCCCUGGCAGGCAACCCCAAAGCAGCUCGUGCAGUGGGAGGAGCUAUGAGAAACAAUCCCGUUCCCAUCCUCAUCCCAUGCCACAGAGUGAUCUGCAGCAGUGGAGCCAUGGGCAACUACUCCGGAGGACAGGGUGUGAAGGAGUGGCUUCUGGCCCACGAAGGCAAUCAAGUAGGAAAGCCACCCUGCCAGGAAUUGGGUCUGGCUGGAACUACUAGCUCUCACCUUACUGUUUAAAAUUGAGUGUUUGUAUUUGAAGUAAACAUUUGAGUGACACAUAAAUGUAAUGCCACAUCAGAGGCAGGAUGUGUGGUGGCACCACUGUAUUAAAAGAGCUAGAUGUGUCCUGUAGGA